UUGUAGAGCCCUGCCUGGAUUAGCUUGCCAUCCCUUGUGCUGACUGUAUUUUUAGUUUCCAGCUAAGAGCCGCCGCCCUGUAGCUUAGAUAUUUGUACCACAAAAAACGUGUUUUGUUUCCCUUGCUGGAGUCGGAAAUAAUAGGCAAACGCCAUUUAGCAAAAGAAAGCCAUACAUAUAUGAGGAGAGAUAGCGUUACACCUUGUUAACGGUAAACCAGUUAAGCUCAGCUAAUUAGCUAACAAUAGUCAGUAGUUUCCUUCCUCGGCGGCUCGCAGGAUGUCGUACAGGAAAACUUUUAAACUUAUUUGUGGGUUUGCUGGAGGCUCUGCCGUCCUAGUGUUCGCGGCUGCCAGUGCCGACUCCCGAGGAUACUUCGGUGAGCAGCGCGGAGAGGCGGCCAGCCGGUGGUCGAAAUUCACCGUCCUUCAAGCUGCGCAGCCGGCGUGGACACCUGCCAGCCACACACCAGCCCCGACUGGACACGCCUGGGACUUCAACUGGGAUAAGAGGGACCCAUCUGCUCUGUCCAAUGGGAAGAAGAAAGAAAAUGCAACUGAAGACCCCAGCUCUGAGCAGGACAACAGCAAACCAAAAGCUACACGCAACAUUCUCCUCAUCAGACACUCCCAGUACAACCUGAGCGGGAAUAGCGACAAGGAGAGGAUCCUCACCCCACUAGGCCGAGAGCAGGCUGAGUUGACGGGCAAGCGCUUGGCAGCGUUGGGACUGAAGUAUGAUGUUCUGAUCCACUCCAGCAUGGCCAGAGCCACAGAGACCGCACAUAUCAUUAACAAACACCUCUCAGGUCCAGGAGUGGAGCUGGUGAGCUGUGAUUUGCUGAGAGAGGGUGCACCUAUCGAGCCGGUUCCGCCUGUCACUCACUGGAAGCCCGAUGCUGUGCAGUACCACGAAGAUGGAGCUCGCAUUGAGGCAGCCUUCCGCCGCUACAUCCACCGGGCUGACCCCAAGCAGAAGGAGGACAGCUACGAGAUCAUCGUGUGUCAUGCCAAUGUCAUCCGUUAUUUUGUCUGCAGGGCUCUGCAGUUUCCUCCGGAGGGCUGGUUACGUAUGGGCUUGAACAACGGCAGCAUCACGUGGCUCACCAUCCGCCCUAGCGGCAGGGUGGCCCUCAGGACUCUGGGAGACGCAGGAUUCAUGCCCCCGGACAAACUAACACGGACCUGAUGGCCCAACACACCGCAGGUUUCUGGGACUCCGAUGCCCAGUCAGUCGGUUGCAGGGUCAAAGCUCAGUUUUCUCCUAAGUGUCUUGAAAAUUACUUUUGAUGUUGUUAUUUUGUAAUUUAGCUACCAACAUGUAAUGAAAGACUCUGUGGUUGUGAUUACUUCCGUGCCAUAGAACGACAGCAGAAGUGAUUAACAGCUGCUUAGCAAUUUCUCCUGAAUGUAACAGGAUUUUUACACGUGACUGAUUUUUAAACCAAAAAAGUUGUAUUUGUAUAGCUGUUGUUAAUGCAAAUCAUGCUCUCAGCGUUACAUGUCGUAAACAGUAUGCUGAAGUGAGGAUUAUGCGUUGUAUGGUGAAGCUGUAGUAAAUAAAAGAAAAUAAUGACA
Siniperca chuatsi (mandarin fish) is the source of this 1577-nucleotide messenger RNA. It is a transcript of the gene pgam5, whose product is annotated as PGAM family member 5, serine/threonine protein phosphatase, mitochondrial. NCBI's taxonomy places the organism in Eukaryota, Metazoa, Chordata, Actinopteri, Centrarchiformes, Sinipercidae. Gene Ontology annotation, biological process: positive regulation of mitochondrial fission. Gene Ontology annotation, cellular component: mitochondrion. The transcript is spliced from 6 exons. The coding region runs from base 280 to 1188 and encodes 302 amino acids. The record is from RefSeq and is a predicted model, not a curated record.